Messenger RNA from Guillardia theta CCMP2712, 13155 nucleotides. RefSeq lists its product as hypothetical. The record is from RefSeq and is a predicted model, not a curated record. The coding region runs from base 1 to 13155 and encodes 4384 amino acids. The transcript has 8 exons. Gene Ontology annotation, molecular function: protein binding. Lineage: Eukaryota; Cryptophyceae; Pyrenomonadales; Geminigeraceae.
AUGGUUCAGAGGUCUCCGUUUGUUGAUUCAAUCAAUGUAGUGACAGUGUCGAUCCGAGCGAACAUACAAAUCCCUGCUGGCUCCCAAUUACAAAUAAGUGGUCUCGACGGCGCUUACGCUGAUUCCUCUUCCGCCCCCUUGUCUUACACAGCUGGAUAUCUCCCAUACUCCAAUGUUACCUAUGCCCCGGUUGCCUCAAACUAUACCGUGUCCUACAACUCUUCCAGUCUUGAUUGCACCCUCUCGAACUGCUCCUGCACCGAUGGUAUACCUGCUGGCCCUGCCUCCUGCGGGUGUCAAUGUGUUGCGGUGUGUUCGAGCGACAUCUGCUCUUGCUCUCUCUCUGGGUCGCCGAGCGGUCCUGCACAGUGCGGCUGUCAGUGUGUGAGGCCCUCCUGCGGCAGCUGCAGCUGUGAUGAGAACGGGAACCCUUCUGGGAAUCCCCUUUGCCAGUGCGGGUGCAUGGCGAACGCUACUACCGAUGCAGUCGACUACUUUUCGAAUGGCACAACGCAGUCAUUCGGUCUGUUUACAGCGAGUGCCCUUACCUUGACUGUGGUGAAGAGUCUCUACGUCAACACCUUGUAUUCUUUCAAUUUCCAGUUCCAUAACCCGUCUGCGCCGCAGUCAGCUCCCGCGGUGUACAUAUCGGUGAAUGGGUCAAUCACUUUUGGGUUGCAGCGGAUCUACAAUCAGAAUCUCACGAUAUUUGGCGUGAGCAACGGAGGAAAUGUACUGGAGAUCAUCCAGCCGAGCUUUGUACAAGCUCUGAUGACACAAGCCACACCUGUAGCCGGAGUCUUGAACUCCUUGACUUUGACCUUGCAGAUGAACUGCAACCUUCCUGCUGGCUCUGAAGUAACGAUCUCUGGACUGUAUGGCGCAAGCACAGAGAACUCUUCCCUGGCCAUCUCAUCAAGUCCGAGUCACUUCCAGCAAGUGGGGGUGUGGAGCCGAGCGAAUGGUACUCUGGUGAUGACAAGCGCAGGGGCAUACUCACUUACUAGUUACACGAUCAUUUUCAACCUGACCAACGGGGGGAUCGAUCAGACAUCGCCUUCGCAGUAUGCAAGUGGAUAUGUUCAGCUAGGAAUGUACGGCCAGUCUAUGUUUGAUUUGAACAAACUGCACGAGAGCAUCCUUGGGGUGACGAAUGGCUCCGAUCCUUUACAACUGGUUACGCCAGUUUUUUCCUUUGGGUACAUUUUCCAAAAUUCUCCUUUGCCAUCUGCCUCGAAUUCUAUGUUUGUUAGUUUCGAAACCAACGUCAACCUUGAAAGAGGCUCAAUCAUUACGCUGUCGAACCUCAUUUAUGCAAGCUUCGAUAAAGCUUUCAUUGAGAUAUACAACUCUACUUUUCAGCAGGAUUUUCAUUUUGUGGCGAAUUCUACAGGGGGGUAUGGCUCAGUCCAACCCGGACUGUACAACACCAUUCUUUUGACAGUCGAGACUGCAAUACUUUCAUUUGAACAGAUACACUUUUCAUUCGAUAUCCGAAAUCCCAGUAUCUCAUACCUUGACAUCCAUUCAAACGAAUCUGCAUGUGCGGAUGCCUCGAGCUGUACGUGCAGCAGCUUGUGCGGAUGCAACCAAUAUCAGAGUUUUGAUGGGCUCUUGCAAUUUGCUGACAUUUUUCUCCACAAUGAUUUGAUUUGCCUCUGGAAGAUUAAUCUUCCAAUCCCCGGGUCGCUGAAUGUAUAUGUUGACAUCAGUUUUUUAAAUUUGCAGUAUUCCUCUAUCACGCUUUCCACUCCAUUUCUGAUUGUAUAUCAGUGCUAUGAUGUAUCUUGCAAUCAAGCAGUUAUUGUCAAGUCCAUUGUGCAACUUACUCCUCACAUAUCAUUUUCGAUUAGCUCUCCAACUGGAUUUGUCCAAAUCAAGAUGCCAGGAAAUUUUUCGACAACUUUGUCACUGCAAUACAAUAUUUCGAUCUCAUGGAACAGUACUCUACAUCCUCCCGACAUCUUUGUUGAAGCUCAAGGUACUCUAAAUUCUUUCCCGCCCGGCGCUCCCUUCUUUCCCAGUGUUCUACUCAACACUUCGAAUCAAAACGCCCUGGGAGUUAGAAAUGGGUCCCAGGCACUUUACAUCAUUGUUCCAGAAUUUGUUGUGCGGAACAUUGGCCAAAGCAAUCCUCUUGCUGGAGCUUCAAACAACAUCACUCUGACACUUUCUACAAACUGUGAUGUACCGUUUGGUUCAAAUUUGACCAUAUCUGGAUUGAAGAACACUUCAACUCCGGACAAUUCUGCAUUUCAAAUAGUAGGUGGUCAAUCGAUCAAUUCGCUUGGAUCAUGGAUAGCAAAUACUGGCACUGUCGCUAUGUCUUUAAACAACACUGGGCUCACUUCUUAUUCUAUUUACACAAUAAGUUUCUCUGUGCAGAAUAUUGACAUUGCACAGGCAGGCCAGCAAAUAUUUGUACAUGGGCAGAUCGAGUCUGGGAAGUAUGAUUCAUACUUCCUCAUUGGAAUUCCUGGUGUUGGAAUUCCUAGCAGCCAAUAUACCGAUCUUGGUCUGAUGAAUUCUUCUACUGAGCCUGUGCAAGGCGUGUAUCAAGGGAGGAGCCCAAUGUACUUUUCUGGAUUACUUGCAGACUAUGGUCGAGGAUACAGCGAACCAUGUAUCAGCCCUUUCUCAUGGCCCUCACGAGUAUAUGAUGGUGAGGAGGUCUUGUUAGACUACUCGAAGACAAGCUCGAAAUGGUUCUCCUCCUUGGUCUCUCAGACGUGGCCAUUCAUCAAUCAAUCGAACAAUCUUAGUCUGAGCAUUGUUCCCAACUGCACCAUAGCGAAUGGCUCCUGGCUCGAGUUCAGCGGAUUUUUGCAAACCCAAACUUUGACCAAUCUCUCCUUUCCAAUCGGCGGACUUCAUGCAUACCUAUUUUCGGAUGGGACAUUUCCAUCAUCUGCCAGGUGGUUUCAAAACAAUGGUACCCUGAAGAUUCAAUGCAUCCAAGAUCUCUUUGCCAAUCAGAGUUAUGAGAUACAUUUCACGGUAACCAACCCAAGUAAUGGACAGACAUCUCCCACAAUUUCUGUUUCCGGGCAAAUAGCUGCAGGCGCAUACUUCUCUGCUUUUCAAUUCCAAAAUCUGUCUGCGAAGACGAGCUUGUCGUCUGUAUUCUCCAAUUGGUUUGGAUAUUCGCAAGCAUAUCCCAUUGAACGCCCGCUUGAAAUUGUAGAAAUCUCUUCGAGCGCAAACAUAACCCAAUUCACGCCAUUGACAUUUGCUGAUAACGUUUUGGGUGUAUCAUUUGUUUUCAAUCUCCUUGCUUACUCCGCUCAGAAUUCGCUUGGAGUGUGGACAGGCUCGUCUGCUUACGCGUUGACGGUCGCACUUAUCAAAUAUCUUUUUUGGUGCAGAAUUCACAAGAACCCCAAGCCUUACAUCAGCUUUAGCGCCAUUGAACAAAGCGAUCCUCUUGCUGGAGCCUUGAACAAGAUAUCGGUUAACAUCUCGAUGUCUUGUGACCUUGCGCCUGGAUCUUCUCUCACAAUUUCUGGAAUCACUGGUUCAGCGACUUUGACAGUUGGAUCUGGUUUUGAACUUGGGGGUCCCAAUUCCUCUCUCUUUGUGGAUUCUCAGAAUCAAAUCGGAAGAGCAGGGUGGGAUCAGGCCCCUCCGGACAUCUUUGUGUCAGGCUCGGUCGCAGGAGAAGGCAGCAGUGUUGCUCCCUUGUCGCAGGUGCUUAUGACAACCUCCAACAGCAGCCGUCUCGGUGUGUCCCAGGGCGCUGGUGCUUUCAGGACGGUGCUCGCCUACUUCCAGGAGGCAGUGGUGGUACAGAGCAGCCCGCUUGCAAACGCUGACAACACGCUGUCGGUCACGCUCAGGACGAAUUGUGACCUUCAAGCCGCCAGCACCAUCACGAUCUCAGGGCUUGUCAACAGUCAGUCAGCAGAUAGCGCUUGCUUGUCCUUGUAUGGACCUAGUGCCUCACUGCUGUCCAACGGUACCCAAGCCUCAUGCGGCAUCUGGAACCAAGCUCAAGGGUCUCUGCGGCUUACUCUACUCAACGGUACUCUCAACUCGGAGUCAAUAAUUUUCUCUUUCAGCCUCGUGAACCCUUCCUCAGCGCAGGCCCCUCCGGACAUCUUUGUGUCAGGCUCGGUCGCAGGAGAAGGCAGCAGUGUUGCUCCCUUGUCGCAGGUGCUUAUGACAACCUCCAACAGCAGCCGUCUCGGUGUGUCCCAGGGCGCUGGUGCUUUCAGGACGGUGCUCGCCUACUUCCAGGAGGCAGUGGUGGUACAGAGCAGCCCGCUUGCAAACGCUGACAACACGCUGUCGGUCACGCUCAGGACGAAUUGUGACCUUCAAGCCGCCAGCACCAUCACGAUCUCAGGGCUUGUCAACAGUCAGUCAGCAGAUAGCGCUUGCUUGUCCUUGUAUGGACCUAGUGCCUCACUGCUGUCCAACGGUACCCAAGCCUCAUGCGGCAUCUGGAACCAAGCUCAAGGGUCUCUGCGGCUUACUCUACUCAACGGUACUCUCAACUCGGAGUCAAUAAUUUUCUCUUUCAGCCUCGUGAACCCUUCCUCAGCGCAGGCCCCUCCGGACAUCUUUGUGUCAGGCUCGGUCGCAGGAGAAGGGAUUUAUGUGGCUCUCAUCAAGACUUCGCUUCUUCUGCCGUCAAAUUUCUCGCUUUCUGGAUUGAAUGAGAAUCAAGCUCCCUUCUUCAUCUUGAUUGUGAGAUUGAAAAACCUGAGCGCAUUUCAAGAGAAUCCUUUUGUGGGGCGAUUGAAUACAUUUCAUUUUUCUUUUGAGCCCAGCCUUCCAUUGCUAGAGAACACGUCUCUGAAGAUUACCGGGAUGAAUUUAGGAUCUUUGAAGAGUGAAUCGUCUUCUAACUUGACGAUCUCUGCUUUCAAUAGCACGAAUGCUGUCGCUCAAGUUACAGCACUUUACAGCCAAGCUGAUUCAACCAUUUCGUGGGAACUUGUCGAGACAUGGUAUGUGGAUUUGUACCAUUUUACCUUUCAAGCCUACAAUCCAAAUUCUCCUCAACAAUCGCCUAACAUUAGUAUGUGCGUGAAAAACGUUGUUUUUGUAUGUUACAGCGUCACCAAGAAACUAAAUGAUGUUUUGGGUGUGACAACUGGUGCUCAGCCUCUGUAUGUCGUUCAACCAUUUCAAGUUCGGCAAAUUUAUGGGUCAAGCAAUUUAGCCGGAGGGCUCAAUAAUAUCAGCGUUAUGCUUCAAACCAAGAUCAACUUUGCAGUACAGGACUCAAUCUACAUCUCCGGACUUUAUGGAGCUGGAAUUGUCACCACUGAAACGAUUCCGAUCUUCGAUGAGGCAAACUCUGGCUCGACUUCUGCAUUCGGAAACAGUGCUGUCUAUGAUGGAACCACAGGCACACUUCGACUUAUUGUCAACCAUCUUAUGGAUGGAAAUCAUCUGUACUCCUUCUAUUUUCAAUUGAAAAAUCCGUUAUUUCUUCAACAAACUCAUUUGACAAUCUAUGCUGUGUCAAGUGUAGCCAACGUUUCAUCACUGACAAUGAGUUUUUCCAACGCAACUGCACCUUUAUCUGUCUAUGGCAUACCGACAUUCCAUUCUCUUUCAUUUGGAAAUCCGAGAGCUGGUGCAAAGAGCAAUAUCACGAUGGAGUUUACAGUUGGAAUCGAAAUUGAAUAUGGAUCAUACAUUUAUUUCUCACUUCCAUUCACAGCAAACCAGCAUGUGUAUUAUCCAGUGUACAUCAAAGCUAAUGCCAAUAGCCUUAAUGUUACUGAGAUUCUCUGGAUCUCAGAGUCAUCAAAAAGUUAUCUAAGAUUUGAAUUAGGUCUGAAUACUCCGUUCCCUUCCUCUGUAACACAAUCGAUUACACUGGAGUCGAACUUUUGGAUCCCUGCAUCCGGCAUUCCCGCGAACAAUUCUGAUUUCAAGAUGUUUAUUUUCUCUCAGUCAACGACCCCGUUUCCUGUUUCAAUCUCUCCAUUCGUUGCACCUCUCUUCGAAGCGCUUUACGUCAAUGCAUUGUCUUUUGCCGUUCAGGCUUAUGUCCCACAAUUCAGCGAAAAUCAAUUGACUUUGAAAUCUGUCACUGAAAUCGCGUCCACUAGUGACGAAAUCCAGCUGGUCACUGAGUAUUUAGCUUGUUCGACUGCUGCGUCACUGCAAUCGUUGGCAAUAGAUUCGAACUUGUCAUUUCACUUGGAUUCAAGUUCCAUGUUGACCGGAAAUUAUAGACUUUGUUAUAGGAAUCGAUUUCAAAACUCAACAGAUUUAUUUACGGAUACAGGACUUCUCGUAUACAUUCAAGGCAUCAUAUCUAGUCUCUCCUUCUCCAACAGCACUUCUUUUGUUGAGGCCUUUGCUCCGAGAAAUUCAUUCACGGUAACCAUCAACUCUGGUGCAGUUGUGAAAGUUGAAAAUCAUUUUGUGACGCUGGUGCAUGCGAAUUAUACCUGCCAAGACACUCCUCUACUGGUCCAAGGCGCUCUUUUCCCAGGGUUUAGCGUUGUGUCCUCAUCGCUCUCAGCAUACUUCGACUGGAAAGGUUGCAGUCCUCAAGGCACCCCUAAGAUUUUCUCCGGAGCAUGCCCGAUCGAAGGGUUCUACCGUCUUUGCUUUUCAAGUAACUCUAUCUCUACGAAUGAGACGGGAAUUUCUGUUCGAAUCACUCAAAUGCAGUUGAGUCUGAAGCCUAAUUCCUCCAUCAUCAGCAAUGUCGAUGGAAAAUUUUUUCCACAGAUUUCAAUUCUUGUGGGAAGUAGCUUCCAGUCGUGUUGUUUUGAUACCUUGGUAUAUGUCACUUUGAUUAAGGAUGGUCAAACAGAUUUGGGGACUUUUUUGUAUGGCAAUUACAAUUCAAACGAAGAUGUCUUCAAGACUCUUUCAUGCAACCAAAUUUGUUUGUUUCCAUCCAUCAAUGUACAGCAUACUGGGGGCAACGGUUUCCAGCUUUUGUUCAGUACCCCUGGAGCUACUGUAAUUUCCAAUGAAUUUUCAAUUUAUCCCAAGGGACUAGCAAUUCUCACUGCAAUACCUUCUCAAUUGAUAGUGCAGAGCAACCAGACUGUGUUGCUGCCUGAUCCAUUGGUCGUGUCAAUGCAAGGCCUGCAGGAGAAUAUUAGCAGCUCAGGCAGUUUUGAUGGGUUGCACUUGGUUGUAAAGCUUGUGACAGGACAAAAUGGUACAGACUCGAAUUCAAACAACUCACUGGCGGAAGUCAUUUAUCCGGAUGAUAUGUUGCCCACAUCAGCCAGAGUGAACGGUACCUUGAUUCAGAACGGAUUAGCGAUCUUCAAUGGAAGUUUGUCCUUGAAAAUUCAGCAUCAAGCGGGAAAAUAUUUUCGACUGCUCUUUCUAAUCCGUGAAUAUCCCAACAUUUCUGCCUUCUCAAACUCAUUUUCUAUUGUCCCUGCAAAACUCGGAAUAUCGAUAGGUUCAAACUUUUCGAAAAUUGCAGCGGACUCUUUGCUUUCGGUUGUAAAACUUGAUGGCACAAGCAAUGACACAUUCAAUGUCAAUGGGCUGCCUUCAAGCCUGCAUGUGAGCUUGUUGGAUAGUGAAGAUCAAACGAUCCAACAUGCGUCUUGCUCAGCUUGUGUCAUUGCACGACUGAUGAAAUGUGAUAAUAGCACCCCCUUCUCGACGGCCAACGAUUUCUCUGGAAGUUUGCCGCAGUGUCAAAUAUCCCUGACGGACUCUGAGCCUGAUCAAGUUCUUGGAGCAGCUCAAGCCAAAUGUGCUACCUCGAAUUCUCAGAAAAAUGCUUGUGUGAGCGCAAGUGAGAGCUCUGAACAGUUCCAAUACACCUUGUCCAACUCAUUAGGACACAUCAAUGGAACCGUCUCGAGUGUCUCUCAAGGUAUUGCCAGUUUUUAUGACCUCCAGGUCCAUUUUGUUGUUGGCGCUGGCUAUAUCUUGCGCUUUGUUUUCAGUCCAACCACUGAAAGUGCGAAUUCCUUUAAUGUUAGGUCAAGCUUUGCAGCUGAAUAUGGCAACGUCCUCCUCCCUGAUCCCAGAUUCUCUCCAAAUUCUAACUUCUUCAUCAGACCAUAUAAGAUGGUUAUGAUUCAACAACCGGGCGGUGACGGAGUCGAUGUUGGAUUGGAAGGUGGAGAUGGUAUACAAGGCACUCCUGAUGGGGUAGGGAACAAUCAUGUCUUUCGUGUGCAACCAGCCGUGGCCAUCAGUGGAGAUGGGUACUUGUUCAGUGUCGCUUGGAACACUCACGGCUAUACCCCUCUCGUUGCAGUGAUUAAGGAUUCCUCUUGUGGGGGAAGUUGCAGUUUGUUUGGGCUUGUACUAUCUGGAAAUGUGACUCCGGUUUCAACUUUCCACUCGCAGUAUCGAUCGAUGCCUUCCUCGCAAGGCAACAGGACGGCUUAUUUCGGCGGAUUUCCAGCUGCGUCAUCGACGGUGUCAUUUGGUUUCAAUCACGUGUGGUCGGUAACAGUCAAUGAUACGGCAUUUGAUUACAAUAUCAGUAUUUCAGCUGUUGCCUUCACCUUUGUUGACCUUAAAAUUGCUACCAUGAACUCUAUGCUUGGAGUGGAAAAUGUUCAACUAUCUUUUCUAUGUGGUAUCAACACCGAAGUUGUUUCCGCAGCAGACAACGGAAAUGGAGGGCUUUUUACGAUUGUUGAUUCCACGUUCUUUGACAUUUUCUCAAAUCCUUAUCCUCCAACCAAUGUCAAGUUUGUAAAUUAUGAUUCCAAUUCAUUCAGAUUAGAGUUUGAUCCGCCUGUAAUUUUGAGACAAAAUCCUUUGUCUGGAUUUAUUAUCGAGGUUAUUUUGUGCAAUCAGUCUCAGCCUGGACUCUUGAAUCUCCAGGAUUUCAAUGGAUCUUGUCCCAAAGCAAAAGAUGUAUACUCAGAAGCAUUUCCUCUGGCUACAGAGCUUGGCACCGACUAUUUUGAUGGCGGUGGAUUUUCCAUACAGGUUUUCAUGUCAUACGACAAUGUAUCAAUAGGAUCAAGGACUUCAAUCAAGAUCGAUUUCAUUCCAGAUCGAAGCAUUCAUCCAGGAGACAAAAUAAAGAUAGAUCUCGGCCUUUUUGGAUCUCUCAAUGACAAUGUAUCUGCUCAAUUUGAGGUCUCCAGCGAGGGGUCAGGCUUAUUUGUGACCGUUUUCAACCAAACGUCCUCAACAAUGACCUUAACCGUCCCAGACUCGUUGUUGUUGGUCGAGUCGAUUCCUGUCUCGUUGGUUGUUCCUUCCUUUGCAGGAUUUGUGAUUCCGGACGCAAACGUGUCGAGCUGGUAUCCGCCCAGAAAAGUGGUGGGACAAGUGAUAGGAUCCCAGAAUAGUGGAAGGUUUGAUAACUGCAAAGGGAAUGGGUGUGUUGCAGUAUCUUCUUCUUUCCUGCCCAUCCUGCAAGACUCCAACUCCAUGGACUUGACUUGGUCGGGCCCGUUGCAGUAUGGAGGUGUAGGGACUGUCUGCUCAGAAUCAGUGGAUUUGCUGGGGUCAGGUCAGUUCCCAACCAAUGACAUAUGCUCAAUUUUUGAAGCCUCCGCGCAACGAAUUCCAUCUGGAAUUGUCGGAGAUAGCGGUCAAAAUGGUGCGCCUGUUGGAGAUUAUGGAGGUUCCUCGCACACCAACACUAUAUUUCAGACUAGCACCGCAGACUGCUUGAGCACGCAAAGACCAACAAAACUGUGUGCGCUGAGUGUCGGCAUGGGACCGAUGCAAACCAUAGAAAUACAGUACCAAAAAUCGUCAAACCUAUCAAACUCUUCACUUGUAGAGUUAAAAUUGGUACCAUCAGUCUCGCUUGGAACCACAGAUACUCUCAAGGUUCCCCUUAAUGGUCUCUUGGAUGGCCAGAUCUUGUUGGAAACGAUCAACUUCGACGUGUAUGUAGAUGACCAUUUGGUCGGAUACUGGAAAUCCUCAUACAGUUCGGCUGGCGAGCUUAUCAUCAAAGUCAAUGAUAAUGUCUUUGCUCAUCAAAGUGUCGUCAUGGUGACAUACACAUCCAGACUCAUCUCGUCGCAGUCAACAAACAUUUCCACAGUACUGCCCUGUUACCUCUCAUUUGAUUCGAAUCGCACGACUCUUCUCUUCAAGGAUGGAUCAGUCGCAAGUAGCUUGACUCAGCGUUAUGGCAUUCCUGUUGCCGAUUAUUCACAGUCGGGUCAGCUCGAUCUGCAAUCAGGAAAGAUUUAUAAAUUACGUGUAACUGCCUUCAAUGGGCGGUUCAGAAGCAGUGCUGUUGAGGUUGACUCAAGUGCAAGAGCAAUUAAUAUUCCAGCAUCUCCAACAAUAUUUUCUUCGGUCAGUCAGGACACUUUGAAUGUCUCCGUGAAAUUUUCUUCUCAAAUCCCAUUGCAACCAACUCAAAUCAGCAUAAGCUUUUCUCCAUCGUUUGAUUUGCCUCCAGCAUCUUGGAUAAGUCUAAAGUUAAAUCAAUUCAAAAGCGCAGAUGGAAGCGCCUUGUCCUUUUGUAAUAGGAAUGAUUGUCUGCAUAAACUUUACGCGGAUAUAAACUAUACAACAUUUAGCAACGAGAUCAGCUCUGCAAUUUUCAACUCCUUCUCCGAAGAAUUGAUUUUAUUUACCAAUCCCAACUUUUCUUUGUUAUUUGGGUCUCAAAUACAGGUUGUCAUCUCUGAUCAAUCAGGAAUUCUUUAUCCAAGUUUCAACAAUCUUGUCUUUGACGCUACAACAUCCAGGUAUCUUGUAUUGGCUUCAUUGUCUUCAUUCAAGUUGCAGUGGGUUUCACAGUUUCCUUUUGCGGAUACGCCCAGGAAGGGAUUUCUGCUGCAAAUGUCGUCAGAUCAGUACUGGAGAUAUGACAUCCAAACUGUUAGCAUCCCAGAUGACCUCAGCCAAUUCCCUGGAGUUGGGAAUAGUCUGUUCUGGCUAGAUGCAGAUUUGUCUUCAACUUCGACAAUGUUGAAGACGACUUUGAAUAUUCCUGCAUUGCUUGAUAGAUAUGUCAGAAUUGAGAGCGAAAUAAUGAGAAUCAAGAACAUUACUGUUGAGGGAUGGGUUGUUGAACGUGGAGUGUUGAACACAAAAGCUGCAAAUCACAGCUCUGUCCUGGGAGGUGGUACCUGUAGUUGCUUCACAAAUGGGACUCACAGUGGAAUCCCUGGGGCAGGUUACGAUGCUUGUGUAUGCCAAGCUGUGAAAUUGAUUCAAAUAUUGGCAACGGACUUUGAAAAACCAUCGUCUGGUGUAGUCAUUCAGAAAGGAUGGGGAUCAGGUUGCGAUUUAAAGUCAUCUUCUCUGAAUUCUUGGUGCAAUCCCCUUGGAAAGUCAUUCACGGAAGACAUCAGGACUUAUCAAAGUGCCCAACUCCUCAGUGGCUUCACAAAUCUGGUCACGUUCAUCUCACCUUGCAGUGGGUCAGCACAUUACGAUCAGUGUGACCUUGGCUUGAGCGCAUGCACGUGUCAAGCCCCUUUCGUUGGAAGCCUGGACUACUUGCAACUUCUUCGCAAGUAUCAGGACAUCAAGAUAAAUCCUUCCGGGUACCCACUAGACUAUCCUUCCAUUCAGAUAGGAAAUUUGAUUUUUGCGGUCUCGUCUGCAGAUCAGAAUUAUAUUUUCCUGAAUCAAUCUGUAUCAACUUAUUUAAGUUACGUCAAAAUUGAUCAAGAGGUUAUGCUGGUAAGUUCCAUCUCAUCGUCGAUUUUCAAUAUUCAGAUCGUAGCCCCUGGAUCUGGUUGUUUGCAACCUAACGGGACCCUUGUCGUCUUGAAUCAACAAUCAAAUGACUUCUUUGCGCAGUAUUUCACAACUGCAGGUCAAAUAUCUUCAAUUCACAUAAUUCACCCUGGGUAUAACUUCAACACACGGCCAGAUAUAGGAACGUCCGACCCAAGUUGUUCGAGUUAUGCUCUGAGGGCAGUAUUGCUUAACAAUGUAUUGGAAUGUAAUAGAGGUCAGCUAGGCACCGUGGGUGCCGUACAUGCAAACGGAUCAAACGUCUUCUUCGUCUUCUCUGUGUUUCGCCAGUCUUUACAAUAUUUCUUUAGAAUCGCAGCUUACAACAGUGCUGGCAUCAGCAACUAUCUUUACUUUGACUUCCAAGUCCUUUCAAUUUCUCCCACAGUUUUAAGCACGACUGGAGGAAUAAUGUACAUUGAAAUGUUAGGUGGUGGAUUCACUGCCACAGGGUUGACCAUCUGGAUUGGCUCUUUGGCUACUGCAAACAGUAUUGAUCUGUCAAAAUCUAAAAUGUGCAACAAUGUUGUCACUUUGGACGACGCAGGAACUAAAGUCACUUGUACCUAUCGCCCAUGGGUUGGGAGAAAGCAUUUGGUUAUAGCAAUUUAUGAGAGUGGAAUGAUUUCACGAAUAUCAGCUGGUAAAAGUUCGAUUUCGUUUCAGGCACCAGUUAUAACACAAAUAGUGCCAUCAUACGUUGAACCGUUUACUUCCCUUACUUUGACAGUGAUUGGAAACAGCUUCGGUCCAAACGCUUCCGAUGUUGCCGGAGCGCUGAUUCUCAACGAUGGAAGCUCAUUGCCUUGCAACCCGAUUACACUGGUUUCAAAUUCUUUGCUGUACUGCAAAGUUUCAAGUAGCAGGAAUGUGUCUCAAGAUUCAUACGUGCGACUCACAGUUGGAUCUAUCUGGAGUGGUGGCGGGCAAGUGACUGCCAAGUCACAAGCAGCCGGCCUGGCCAUAAUCGGCCCUCCUUCCCAACUGACCGUGAAUUUACAACUUGACUUCAAUGCAAGUGUGUCGAAAUACGGUCUGGCAGUCUUAGUCAAGCAGCUUGAAGUUGAGUUUGCUCACUUGGUCGGGAUACCUGUUACAAGAGUGAGAGUAGUUUCAAUCAGACCCGGCAGCAUAAUCGUGACCUACGAGAUAUCAUGGGGGUCACCAACGACGACGCUUGCUUCCCCAGCUGCUGUCAUCCAACAGUUCAUCAAUAUCCUUCAAAAUCAGCCUCAGGCUGGAGGCAGCUUUUUGAAUUCAGCAAAUUCAAGCAAUAUCGUCACAUCAGACCCUACUCUGUUGAAUCAGUUAAGCAAUGCAGCAGCAUCCUCCCAGGUGACAACAUAUUUGCAGAUAUGUGCGAUCAGCAAUGUUAUCCUCGACUAUCAAGAGUGCUAUCUUUGCUGCAUAUCAACAUGUCCAGUCUCACCUUUGCCUGUUCCGUUUAAGAGCCUGAAUAGAGAAUUGAAGACGAUUUGGUGUGAACAAAGGUGUUUUGAAUUUUGUGGUGGAUUUGUCACAUGA